This is a messenger RNA of Xenopus laevis (African clawed frog), 3056 nucleotides long. RefSeq names its product growth arrest specific 7 S homeolog (gene gas7.S). The record is from RefSeq and is a predicted model, not a curated record. The transcript is spliced from 14 exons. Lineage: Eukaryota; Metazoa; Chordata; Amphibia; Anura; Pipidae. Gene Ontology annotation, cellular component: clathrin-coated pit; cytoplasm; clathrin-coated vesicle. Gene Ontology annotation, biological process: clathrin-dependent endocytosis; clathrin coat assembly; neuron projection morphogenesis. The coding region runs from base 217 to 1641 and encodes 474 amino acids.
CAAGGCUCAGUGAUUCCUCAGCCUCUGGGCUGUGAGCAGCUCUCUGUGCCCCUGCGCUGCUUCCUCCUAAACAUCAGGGCACAAUUACUUGCCUACUGGACCUGGCAGGGCCUUCACCCCACUCAGCUGAUCUCCCCUAAGUAGGGGGGAGAGGAUAAAGAUCCAGUAAAACACUAGGAGCUCCCCCCUUUUCCCCUUUCUGUGGAUUCUACUGUCAUGUCUGGAGCGCUGUGCCGAACUCUCUAUGCAUUUACUGGGGACCAGCACCAGCAGGGACUGAAGUUCGAGGCUGGAGAGGUGAUUAAAGUCGUGCAGGCAUUAGAUGGAGGCUGGUGGGAAGGAGAGAAGGAUGGCCUGAGAGGAUGGUUCCCUGCCAGCUACGUUCAGAUCCUAGAGAAACCUGGCAUGAUGAAUGCCCAGAGAAUAGAAGAUCAGACUCAAGUUCCCCUUCCACAAGGCUGGCAGAGCUACAUGUCUCCGCAGGGAUGCCAGUACUACGUCAACACAUUAACAAAUGAGACAACAUGGGAGCGGCCUAACAGCUCACCCGUCAGCCUGAAGAGCCCAAUAGUCAAGAAGAUGUCACUCCCUACAGUUAACGGUUUCCACUCCUCUGGUUCCUCCGUCCAUCAGCCUGAAUCAGGCAACAUGCAUAUACGCAAAGCCAGCAAUGAGCACCAGAGUCCUGGAUCCCCGUCGCCCACCAAAAAGCAGAGCAAGGAGACCACCAUCACGAUAAACUGUGUAACGUUCCCCCACCCCGACACGAUGCCAGAACAGCAGCUUUUGAAGCCCGGGGAGUGGAGUUACUGUGACUAUUUCUGGGCGGAUAAGAGAGAUGCGCAAGGGAACAACACUGUGACUGGGUUUGAAGACCUCCUCCAGAAGCAGCUUAAGGGCAAACAAAUGCAGAAGGAAAUGGCCGAAUUUAUCCGUGAAAGAAUAAGGAUUGAAGAAGAAUAUGCAAAAAACCUGGCAAAACUCUCUCAAAGUCCCUUGGCCUGUCAGGAGGAAGGAACCCUGGGAGAGGCAUGGGCCCAAGUGAAGAAGAGUCUGGCAGAUGAAGCAGAAGUUCACCUUAAGUUUUCCUCUAAGUUACAGAGUGAGGUGGAGAAGCCUCUACUUAACUUUCGAGAGAACUUCAAGAAGGAUAUGAAGAAGUUUGACCAUCAUAUUUCCGACCUGCGCAAGCAGCUGGCCAGUCGAAACGCCGCAGUGGAGAAGGCCAGGAAAGCCUUAGCCGAGAGACAGAAAGACCUUGAUGUAAAGACCCAACAGCUGGAGAUCAAACUCAGCAACAAGACAGAGGAAGACAUUAAGAAGGCCCGGAGAAAGUCAACGCAAGCAGGAGAUGACCUGAUGCGUUGUAUGGAUCUGUACAACCAAGCGCAGUCCAAGUGGUUUGAAGAAAUGGUUACAACGACCCUGGAGCUUGAGAGACUGGAAGUGGAACGGGUCGAGAUCAUCCGUCAGCACCUGUGCCAGUACACACAGCUACGGCACGAAACUGACAUGUUCAACCAAGGGACGGUAGAACCAGUGGAUCAACUACUCCAGAAAGUGGACCCGGGCAAAGACAGGGAACUGUGGGUGAAGGAGCACAAGACGGGAGACAUCAGGCCAGUGGAUAUGGAGAUAUAGACUUCUACUCAUGCAUAUAUUUGUACAGCCAUGGACAUUGUACAUUCCUGUACCAAACACAAGAGCAUUGGAUCCCUCAAGUGAUUGGGCUUCAUGGAGAACUGAGAUGUGGCACUGGCUCAAGCACCACCCCCCCCCCCCCAGCCUUUGUACCAUCUCUGGGGAUCAGGGAGGUCUGAGGAUGGGUUUGGAUAAUAUAACAUCUUCUACUGACAGCUCUAAUGGAUCUACACUUACAUUUAAUUUCUCCCAAUAUCUUCUCCUUCUUGUAGUACCUUAAGCAGGGUGGCUCCACUGCCUCUUACCCCAGGAAGGCACAGUCCUUGGAGUCACAUUAGCGUACCAACAAAGGCAGGGAGAUGGGAUCAAUAGGGGCUUGUGCCAAGGGACUGCCAAUAGGGGACACUGAAGGGACAAACAAAGUUACUCAACUGAAAUGUUCCUUUUUUAAGCUAUCCUUCCUUGUUAAAAGGAAAUAAUAAUUGCUUAUAUCCAAUUUUUUAAGGAGAAAUAUGCAAUUAUACUGUAGGUGCAGUCUUGUAACCAGCUGAUGGGCACUAAUCAGUGGAAAUGUAUAGUCAAGACUUGUGCCGCCUGCAUUUUAUUUCUAGUUACUGGAUAUGUAGCCAUUAGCCCAACUAGAAACCUCCCCAGAGGAGACCUGUAUGGCAGGGGGUAGAAUGCACUGAAGCCCAAUGAAGCCCACAGCACUGCCAGGCUACCAGUCAAAGUGUUGUUCAGUGCCGCUGCUUGCAAGCAACCAAUCAUAACAAGAAAAGCUCUGUCCAAUGUUUCCCAGCAUCCCUCUAACUUUGAUUUUAUUAGAGCACAAAUGAGUUUAUAAUGUGCAAUAAAAUUAUAAUGGCUUACAGUAUAACCCUAGGGAUUUAUUGCAGUUCCCCGUCUUGGGGCCCCCACAAUUUAUCAACCUCAGCCCACCAGAACAUACACGUUCAGAAGAAAAGGACCAAAUAAUGUGGUGGGGGAAAGAGAGAUUUUCUAAGGACUUGUAUAUAGGAAAUGACUCAGCUCCAAGCUUCUCACCAGUCACCAACAUUCCACUGAAUGGGACUAUUCUACUUACCAAUGGUGAGUCUCUGUGGAGUAGCACUUAGUGCAUGUCCAGCCAGCCAUUGUCUACAAUGAACUAUCACUGCAAUUAUGAACCUGCUUCCCCAUUUUUCCCUAUGGCUAUUUGACUGAUCCCUCAACUGAACACUUUCCUGCCACGAGACGCAGACUGUAAUGGCUUUAAGAUCUCAACAGCAAUAAAAAUAUGAAAUGUCUUAAUGGAAAAGAGCAAUCACCUGCUUCCAUCUGUGGGCAUUCCAAAGGCUACAAUUGUGUCCUUAAAAUUAAAAUGUUUCAUGGCCCCCUAAGGGGGGGGGGGGCAACCAAUAUAAACAGCCAAUAUA